Messenger RNA from Prorocentrum cordatum, 168 nucleotides. Lineage: Eukaryota; Dinophyceae; Prorocentrales; Prorocentraceae. The record is from the annotation of a GenBank genome assembly.
AUCAACGAGUGCGAGGGCGCUUCAGGCGCCUGUCGAGCGCUCCGCCAGCCCGCCCCGCUGUGGGCGGAGGUUCUGGCGUGCCCCGUGGGGCUGGCGGCGUUGCGUUGGUGCUGGUGCCGCAGGCACGCGGCGCAGCUGCUGGAGAUCGGGCUGAAGAUCGGGCCUGAG